CACAACUGCGCAUGCGCGUCCUCCUGAAGCCUUGACGGCUGAGCGAGAGAGCGAGCUGCCAGAAGGGGUCUGAGGGGGAAAGAGGACGGAGGCUGCUGGGCGUCAUGAGGGACUGAGGCACUCCUUCCAUCCCCCGGCCCUGCCUCUCCCUCCGCAGGACCCCGGCGGAGCCCAGCCUUUUCGACCCCCUUUUCUUCCCUCCGUUGCUGCCUCAGGAUGUCCCUCCUCUGCCGCCUGACCUCUUACCUGCAGGAUCCAGAGAAAGUGGCCGCUUUCCAGCGGCUCUGUGGCGUGGAGACCAACCCAGGCCGGUCCUCUGCCCCCUCUGACCCAGCGGAGGAACCAGAAGUCGCCCUCUUAGUGGCCAAUGGCAGCUGCCCCAUGGGUGCCCCCCAGGCGGAGAGCCAAGGGUCCGAGCGACACCGCUUCCAAGGCGCCUCCAAGGUGGACGAGAAGGGCGAGGGCUGCCACUGGAAUGGCAUGAAGAAUGGGGUGGUGUCUGGGGAAGCCUGUGGAGGCGAGUCCCAGCCAGAUACCCCCAAGAAAGAAAAGCCACAAGGGUGGGUUUCCAGACGGCAGCCCCGCCGCAACUCUCUCACUGGGGAAUCAGUAUGCCAGGACUUCUCCAUCCGCAGCCCCUUUCUGUAUUACCUGUUCAGCCUGGGGACGGAGCUGGGCAAUGAACUCUUCUACAUUCUCUUUUUCCCCUUCUGUAUCUGGAACCUGGACGCUUGGCUGGGCAGGAGGCUCAUCAUCAUUUGGGUUUGGGUCAUGUACCUGGGACAGUGCACCAAGGAUGUCAUCCGCUGGCCAAGGCCUGCUUCCCCGCCAGUGCUGAAGCUGGAGAUUUUCUACAACUCCGAGUACAGCAUGCCCUCUACCCAUGCCAUGUCGGGCACUGCCAUCCCUCUGGCGCUGCUUCUGUUCAGCUAUGGACGGUGGCAGUAUCCUUUGAUGUAUGGACUGAUCCUUGCCAUCUGCUGGUGUUCACUGGUUUGUUGUAGUCGAAUAUAUAUGGGAAUGCAUUCUAUUCUGGACGUUAUUGCUGGAUUUUUUUACGCUAUUCUCAUAUUGGCUGUCUUCCUUCCAGCUGUGGACCUAGUUGACAGCUUCAACUUAACCUGCAAGUAUGCACCACUAAUCAUCAUCAGUCUUCAUCUGGCCUUGGGGAUUUUCUCCUUCACUUUAGACACCUGGAGCACAUCCCGGGGGGACACUGCUCAAAUCCUGGGUUGCGGUGCUGGAGUUGCAUGUGGCUCUCAUGUUAACUACAUGCUGGGUCUGAUGCCAGACCCUUCACCAGAGAUGCUUCCACUUGUGACUCCCUCUCUCACUGUAAUUAUCGUUGGAAAAGCCAUGUUGCGAUUAUUGAUUGGAGUUGUGCUUCUGUUGCUAACAAAAACUGGCAUGAAGAAGAUCACCAUCCCACUGGCCUGUAAAAUCUUCCGUAUACCUAGUGGCGAUGUUCGACAAGCCCGGCAGCGUAUGGAGGUUGAGCUGCCUUACCGCUACUUUACCUAUGGAAUGGUUGGAUUCUCACUGACUUUCUUAAUUCCUUCCCUGUUUCUCAUAAUGGGACUCUCUUGAUGCAAGUGUUUUCUUGGUGCAGGAAGAGAGCUAGACUGCGUAUAGUUCUGAGAGAAGCUGAAUAGUUUGAGAAAUAUAGAAGUGUUCUACUGUACUGUCUCUGCUAAAGUAAUGCCUAACAGAGAAAGCUCAAAUCUUUGCUAUCAAGAGGAAGACCUAGUCACUUCAGGUCCCUGAGAAAUGCCAUGUCUAGUCUUGUAACAAAAUGUACUUUGUGUGUGAGUGUAUAAUUAUGCCUCAGACUAUAAGUGUACCUCUUUUUCUCCCUGUCUCUUAAUUUGGAUAUGUUAAAAAUGGUAUGUUUAUACCUGAUCCAAAAGUUCUCUUUGUGGUCAGAGUAAGCCAUUUCAUAUUAAGUUAUUUGUUACUCUGAACCACAAACUGCUACAAAGGAAAAACUCAUUUUCUUUGCAUCUCUGCACUCCCAAAUGUUCUAUGUAGGAAGGAAGCUAUUCUAUUGGACCAAAUUUCUAAUGAGAUCUGGCUUAGAAAAACUGGCAUUUUAGAUCCUUUGCCAUACACUAGAACAACUUUAAUUUGUAAAUAUAAACCAGUUACAUCCAGGUACUGUAUUUUAUUUUAUUUUUGCUUGAUAAUUGUGCCUUUUUGUUGCUAAAUUAAAAGCACCAUAUACUGUGAUGUGUGUAUAUAUAUAUACAUACAUAUAUUAUAUAUAAAAGCCCACAACUAUUUUAAAUUUUUACUCAAUUAGGCUGACACUUUAAAAUAUAACUAGCUGCAUAACUAAUAAAAAUAUAGACUUUAUCUUCUGUAUUAAAAAUAUUAAAAGGAAUGAGCCAAAACCUAUAUUGGAGUUCGCUAACUGUGAACAACAUUCUUAAUUCCAUUUUUAGGUAUUUUUAAGUGCAGUGUUCGUUGUUGGAAGAGCAUAUAUUUUUCUGCAGAUUUACCUUAAUUUAUAAAAUAGGUAUGCUAUGUCCAAAAGAGAGGGCUAAAAUGACAAAUCCAGACCAUGUACAUGCUUAAUCCAAGUUCAUUUUCCCCAUCUUUACUUCAAAGUUAUUAAUAAUUCUGGCUUCACAAGAAACAUGUGCAAGAGUUGCACAGUUAUGAGUUAUGAACUGUGAUUCCCAAAUUAUUAAUCUGUUCAUUUGCAUUUAAACAUUAUUUGAUGAAGUUAAGUGUUUUGUUGUCAAUUUUUGCUUUGAAGACGUUCUUCAGAUAGACCAAAGGUGGAAAUUUUGAUGGAUAUUAUAUUUAAGGUAGCACUAUCUGACAUACCUGGUAGAUGACAUGUUGACUAGAAAAACCAGUGAGAGCUGGGGGGAAACAUGAGAUUUUUGGUGACAUAAUGAGGAGCUAGGUCUUCUAGCAUUGUUUGUGUUGACACAGAACUAUUUAGCGAUCUGCCUGAAAUUCAUUUCUGAGUCUCAGAAAGCCAGACUAUAGAAACAAGAGCAUAUUCACUCACCUAACACUAAUUAUCUGUACCAGAGCUUUGAAAAGUUACUUUUGGGGGCUACAACUCCAGAAUCUAACCACCAGCAUACCCACUUUUUCAAGGGCUUGUCUGUAUACUUCCUGACUUCUUACAAAUUGCAUGACGAGACAAAGAUCCUCAGAAUGCACCAUCAAGUUAAUAUGGUGGCUAGUCAAGAUGUAUUUACAUGUGUACAGUUUGUAACUGUUCAGGGGUUAUAUAAGUAAGCAACGGUUGGUCUGUGAGCUCACUCUCACUUUAGAAAUUUUGUCUGUACAACCAGUUGUGCAAACAAAGCCUACACUGACUGACCCUUUAAAAAAUGACAGUAUUGGUUAAUGUAUUAUAGUGUGCCUGGGAAAUCUUAAGGCAGGGAUGUGAAUCAUGUGAAUCUUCAGAUGUUGUUUGAUUAUAGUUCCCAGCAUUCCUCACCAUUAGCUAUGCUCUUUAAGGUUGUUAGGCCUUCCAGUUUACCAACAACUGCAGGGCCACACAAUUUUCACUCCUUCCUUAAAGUCUAAAUCCUGUUGUUUUUCCGAUCUGAAGUAAACCUGUCAAAUCAGUGACACAUAAAUGUUCAUUCACAAAGAUUCUGUUGAGUCACAGGAUGCACUGCUCUAAUUGGAAAUAACCAUUUUGUUUAGACUCCACACUUUUACAAUAAUGCACUUUUUAUCUUGGUAGUAUCAUUUUACAGAACAAGUUAGAAUAGAGAAUUUUGUCCUGUGACUUCAACAUGUUUUUAGGUAUGUGAUUUUUAAAGCUGGCUUAAUACAAACUGUAUGAUAAACAUCCAUUAAAUUCAAUAGGUAACGUUUGCUUUUGAGUACGCUCAGAUAUGGUUUGCUGCUGAAGUUUUUGAGGAGUUUCUGGUGUGCUAUUCUAAUUGAAAUAAUGCCAGCAUUACAUGUUAGCUGCAUUAGUCCAUUGGAAACCAAAAAUCCCCAGAUCACAGUGCUUUACUGUUAUUAGGACAAACCAGAUGUCAUAAAGUUGUGAGCAGACUUUCAGGUACGGUAGAGUUCUUCAUCAAACUGGAGGUUAAGCAAAGUAAGGGUAAAUAGUGUGAUGUUGCAAAAUCUGCAACUUUUAAAAAUCUUUAGGGGACAGGAUCAGUUAUGCAGAAAUGCAGAAAGAUUAGCUUCAUUGAACAGAUUGCAAGUGCACCUUGGGAUACUGGGACAAGGAAGUAUGUUCAGCAGCUAACUGUAUUAGCAGUUUGUUAUAAUGCUUGUUCACUCAGAAAUAAUUUUCACUAUACGAAUGGGACUGCAGCAUAAGCCAUCCAAAGAACAAAUGUACAGGAAUUUAAUGAAUAAUGUAAAUCAAAGUCCCCUUUAGCAGCUAUAUUAAAAGAUGAAAUUAGUUAUUUACAAAUAAUCAGUAGCAGGGGUUUAGCUUAGACACAUGCAAAAGGCUGACACUUAUCCUGUGGAUUUCCCCCCACUUUGAUCAGUAGGCCUUGAACUAUACCAAACUACUUUUGAAUCUUCCUUCAAUUUCAAAAGAAACAUACCAAGGAGAUAUGAAGAACUCAUGAGCAAACAAUAAAACAUCUACUUCUUUGGCUCAUGGAGAUAGUUUCACUCUGGAAUACAUUCAAGCAUGUCAUCAUAAUCACCAAAUGCAAAUAUCAGAAAUUUAGGAAUUGCUAUAAUCAAAUAAAAAGGCAGGAAGCAUUCCUAACAAAGUUUAUCAUACCAUGAAACAUAAUUUCAUUCAUAAUGACACAAAAGAUGCAAUUUCAUGUCCUCUACAAUAGAAUGAGUUUGCACAAAAUGGAAUGCUUCCUAGUUAUCCUCUUCUUGGAUUAAACAAAAAUUCAGAAAGACUGCUCAGCCAUGCCUUAUUAGAUAUUAGGGCUAAAAAUUAUAAUUACUUGAUUUUACCUUUGAAAACAAUGGGACAGUGAAAAAUUUCAGGAAGCAUUCAGUAGUUACCCAAUGUUGUGCUUAAAUUUAACAGGUUCUUAGGAAACUGUUGGGCAGUAGACACAUGUUUUCUUAAUCCUUGUAUAAUAACUGUAAUUAAUAUUAAAGGAAAGCACAGUAGUGAAAGAAAGUAAUUACAGUUGGCCCUCCAUAUUUGCAGCUUUGACUUCUUUGUGAAUUUGCUUAUUUGCAGAUUUGAUUAGUAUUUUCUCUGUAGGAAUCUGUAUGUCUUCCAGCGCAACUCUGCCAGAAGUUGACCAUAGCAUUGUGCUGGAAGUCCUAGAGAUUACUAGAGUAAACACUCCUCUAGGCAUUUGUAGGUCCUUCAGCGUGAUUCUAUGGACAGCUUCUGCAGAUUUUGGUUAUAUAGUUGUGCUGGAGGACCUAGAGAUUCCUAGAAAGGUGUUCUCUCAGAUUUAAAAAAAGGGUUUUUUUUUAUUUGCGGCUUUUCCAUUUUCAUGGGGGUCCUGUACCCCUAACACCAACAAAUGUAGAGAGCCCACUGUACAAACUUUCUUGCUACAUUUCCAUUGAAUAGCUUGACUUUUCUAACAAAGAAUGUCGAUAUAAGUAGUUGAAAGGGCUAAAUAGGAAAUGACUGUUGAAAGUAAAUAACUUGCAAAGCUGUAUGGAUUUUUUUCCAAGUUGUUCUAGCACUGUUAUAACCAUUAAUGCAUCAAGAAACAGUUUCACUGAAAGAGCUCAUUUCAUUAAUAUGUAAAUGAUGGUCUCCAAAGUUUUAAAAGCAUGCACUGUAGCAUCUUCUACUGUUACUCUGUGUAUUUUUUUACACUGCCUGUAAGUCUUUCAAAAUGAAAUAUGCCAUCCACAUUUUAAAUUUGGUCUGUAUUAUUUUGCUUUACGUUGGUACUUGGAAGCCUUAAUCAUGGAUCACCAGUACAUCUGUAUGAUUUAAAAAUAAAAUGAAACACUGGAGUGUG
Molecule: messenger RNA, 5900 nt
Organism: Sceloporus undulatus (fence lizard)
Lineage: Eukaryota; Metazoa; Chordata; Lepidosauria; Squamata; Phrynosomatidae
Gene: SGPP1
Product: sphingosine-1-phosphate phosphatase 1
Exons: 4
Coding region: 217-1587 (456 amino acids)
Biological process (GO): sphingosine metabolic process; phospholipid dephosphorylation
Cellular component (GO): endoplasmic reticulum membrane
Molecular function (GO): sphingosine-1-phosphate phosphatase activity
Source: RefSeq, a predicted model, not a curated record